GAAUAUGUGGCUUUAACACCACUGUGAUUCUCAGCCAGAACAGUGCUGUAUGUUAUGGUAUAAAUAUUUUAUGCAAAUUAGACCUGGUUGAGCUGUAUUUGACUAAUAUCAGGACACUUGUAUGAGUUAGUGUUCGUGUGUCGUGUGUAAGUUUCACUUUCUAGGAAACAGAAACACUCAGUAUAUCUGUGGCCUCCGGAGAAACACAAGAACAUAAAUACAUUUGAUUUAUUGGCAUGUUUGACAUAUUAAUGACUGCACUGUAUUUUAUGAACAAGUUUUAGUUUGGAACCAGCUGACAAGGAACGAUCUUUAGCUUUAGAUUCUUUCAAAGUUACGAACAAAUGGGUUUGCAUUGGUUGUGAAAUCAGACAGCUCAGGAUGUGGUUUGAUGGUUCUGGCGCUGGGCGUGGUUCUGUACCUGAAGGCACUUUAAUCAAUGAGACUAGCUUUGUUAUGAGUCAUGAUUUGCAUCGCUGUCAUCUAAAGGGUUGGUCUAACCAGACUAUAAAUGAGAAAUCAUUUACCAGCUUUUCACUCUUCAUGAUCCUUCAAACCGACUUCAUUAAGAAAAGCAGCUUUUAUUACAAAAAUAUUAAAAAGGGUCCUGGGGCAGGAGUGGAUUUGACAGACAGGUCUGUUGGUCUGAGAGUAACUGUAGGCCGGCAUACAGAUCUCUCCAUCACAGAGAAAAAAUUGUGUAGUGUCUUGUUGGCUCCUGCCCCAGGAACUACUAAAAAAAAAAAAAACCAUGAGUUCUUCACCUGAAAACUCUGGUCUUAUUCUACCGAGUGCCGAUCAUGUUUAUUUAAAAAGUUCUAGAGAUCCUCUUGAUUUUCGAAAAUUCCAAGUUCGUAAACUUAAAAGAUCUCUUUCAAGAAGUGAAUCGUGUGAGGAGACGGAUGAAGAUUUUAUUCUAAAAAUUACUGAUUCGGGAAUCUUUUAUAAAGACUACUCUAAUAAAAUAAAAUCCUUGGAAUAUUUAAUUUAUAAAACCAAUUAUCAAUACCAAGAUAUUAAGAAUUAUAAACAUAUUAGUCUCAAAAAGGAAAAGAAUGCAAUUUUUAAUCGUUUUUUUAAUGAUCUUUGUAUAGAAACUAAGAAAACACUGAAAUUGAAAAAACAGCUUGCUUUUAUAUGUUUUAGAAAAAAAGAUGGAUUAUUUGACAUGAAUAGAUGGAAAGUUUAUAAAAAAUCAGAUUUACCACAAGAAGAGCAUACUGAAGAUAAAAUAUUUGAACUGCUUCUAGAAAUGUAUGAUGAAGAUGAGUGUUGUUAUUCAGAAAUAUAUAUAUUUACUACAAAUAGCCCAUGUUUGGCAAGACCCAACCAUGUGCCCUGCAUGAUUCAGGCUGUUAAAAUAGCAAUGAUGUUAUAUAAAAAGCAUGGCAUAAAAACCACUAUUGGAUAUCUUGAACCCUGGGGUUUCAGUGGUUCGUAUGAAAACGUUUUGCCUAAAUGCUCUAUUAAAGAUUGCAGUUAUUAUUUUGAGUCCCAAAUGCUAGGAAGCAAAGAUAUGAUUAAUAACUCACCCCAAACACCAACUAAAAGAAUAGAAAUUGACAUGGAAUUAAUAAGCCCAAUUUACAAACAAAUUAUUCCAGAAGUAGAAAAUCUAAAAUUUUCCAUGAAAGAUAGUAAAAAAACGGAGACCAGAAGACCACAACCAAAACUUGAUCUUGCACAAUUUUGUUCAAAAAUAUCCAAACCUGAUAGCAAAGAAAAAUUUCUGAAAAACUUAAAUAAAAUCAUAUCAGAUUUAUUUAAAAAAGAUUUAGACAAAACUUUUGGUGAUUUCAAAAACCAUGGUUUGGAAAUGUUUGCGAAAUGCAUGAAAAAUAUAAACGAUCUUUUCAUUGAAAUUGACUAUGCAAAUAUUUACGAAGAAAUCCACGAAUAUCUGAAAAGCGUUUUCUUUCCUUGGUGGGCUGGAAAAGUGGAAGAUGCAUCCAGCAAGUUCUUAAAAAAGCAAACCAGUUCCUUUCUACAAGGAAGUGCUGUUUUUCAUUCCCUUAGAGAUAUAAAAGAAACAGAAAAUUUUUUCGAUAUUGGUUAUGUGAUUCUCGAAAAUUGGAAUAUUUAGAAUAAAAUUUGAAUAUUUUGUAAUCUGUUAUAUUUUGUAAUUGUAAACAUUUAAAUAAACAUGCAAAUUUGGCUCCUC
Cyprinus carpio (common carp) is the source of this 2161-nucleotide messenger RNA. RefSeq lists its product as uncharacterized. The transcript has 4 exons. Bases 752 to 2083 code for a protein of 443 amino acids. The record is from RefSeq and is a predicted model, not a curated record. NCBI's taxonomy places the organism in Eukaryota, Metazoa, Chordata, Actinopteri, Cypriniformes, Cyprinidae.